CUUGGCGACUGAAGAGAUUAACCAAAGCUGAUCACCAUGGCAAGAGAGAGAAAUGCAACACGAGAAAUGUCAGUAAAGGCGGAAAUGAAGUCUAACAUCAUCUCACCAGUGAUUGAGAACUCCAUUGUUGACUGCAUGCCCAUCACAAUAAACGUGGGGAUUUCUGGUAACCAAUGGCAACGGGAUGGUACUUGCCAUAAUAGUUCUGAUACCCCUAAUAUUUCAAAUUUGCGUUGCCAAAUCACAAAGGAUCUGAAAAAAGUUCUGAAGGAACGCCUUGAAUACAUGACCGAAUACACAGCGAAAGCAGGGGAGCGUGUGUGUCUCAAUAAGAGGUUCACACAGCUUCGGAUCACGGAGGGCGAACGCGAGGUCUACUAUGAGCACGAACUAGCUGAGAUCAGCUCGGGAUCCCCUAGCCAUGAGCGACUGCUUUCUGAUUUGAUUAAGCAACAAGAAAUCUUCAAAGUCUUGCCCGGCAAAGUGAAACCGAGGGUGGUUGUUACUAGAGGAAUUGCGGGUAUUGGCAAAACCGUUUCUGUUCGGAAGUUCAUUCUCGACUGGGCAAUGAGCCACGCUCAUGAGGAAUUUCAUUUCGUAUUUGCCUUUCCCUUCUGUGAACUCAAUCUGAUUUCAGAAAACCGGAUCAGUCUGAUCCAGCUAGUAGAACAAUAUUACCCAUGUAUGAAACAUUUGAAAGAUAUUUUUGCUGAUGAGUCAACCAGGUCCCUAUUCAUCUUUGAUGGGCUGGACGAAAGUCUUUUUUCUCUGGAUUUUCGAAGGAAUCCAAUUUGCUCCAAUGUAGCAGAAGCAGUUCCUCUCCAAUCAUUGUUGACAAACUUGAUCGAAGGCAAGCUGCUUUCUUCUGCAUCCAUCUGGAUCACCACCCGGCCAUUGGCAAAGUACUGGAUCCCAUCCGGUUCCAUUGACAGAGUGACGGAAAUCCAUGGGUUUAACGAUGAAGAAAAGGAACAAUACUUCCGAAGGAAAUGCGAAGACAGACAUCUGGCCAAGAAAAUCAUAGCAGUAGUGAAGAAACAAAGGAACCUUUUUGUCAUGUGCUGCGUCCCUGCUUUUUGCUGGAUAUUGGCUACAGUUUUAGAGCAUGUAUUCAAGUCUCCUCGUGCCAAAAUGUUUCGAGGUGAGUCAGUAACCGAAGUUUAUGCCAACUUUCUAGUGGUCAUGGUGACAUAUCACCACGAGCACCGUGGCCAUGGAAAGGAGAGAAUUGAAAAGAGCCACACAUUGUUGCUGUCAAACCAGGAAGCGAUACUCAAUCUAGGAAAGCUGGCAUUCCACUACCUUUGCUCCCAAACCUUUGUGUUUUACGAGAAAGAUCUGAAAUUGUUCAACAUUGACAUCACAUCUGUUUGUGGGGCGUUCUGUAAGGAACACUGCAUUGAGUACACCCUUCUCUCAGACAGGAAGGUCUAUUCCUUCAUCCAUGCCACAGUUCAGGAAUUCUUUGCUGCUUUGUACGUUUUUGUUUCCUAUCACAACGAAGGGAGAAACAUGUUUGCUGCUGGUUUGCUCCAGAGGUUCUGGGGCAUCUUUUCAGCUCCAAGCUUCUUUCAGGUGUGUAGGGAUGCCUGCAACAAGGUGGUCAGGAGCCCCACUGGCCACAUGGACUUCUUCCUCCGAUUCCUAUGUGGGCUGGGAAGAAAACAAAUCCAAAAAUGUCUCCAAGGACUCUUAACGCACGAAGAUGAGAGGAAAGAUGAUCUGCUCCAGACUGUCAACUACAUGAAGGAGGUACUUCAAUCAGACAUCCCUGCGGAGAGGUGCAUCAACAUCUUCUACUGUUUAAGCGAGCUGAAGGAGAAGUCAGUCAUCAAUGAGAUCCAACAGUCUCUAGACUAUGGAGUGCUCUCAUCCCAGAAGCUCUCGCUUGCAGACUAUUCAGCCCUCGCUUUUGUCUUGCAAAUGUCAGAUGGGGAAAGGAAAGAAUUUGACUUAUCAAUGUACAGAACAUCCGCAGAUGGGUUAAAAAGACUCCUGCCAGUUAUCAAGUUCUUCCAAAAUAUAACAUUAACAGCGAGCAUCAUGGACCCUGAAAUGAUCAGUUCUAUCAGUGCUCUUCUUCUUUCCAGCAAAAACCAGAUCAAAGAAUUAUGCCUUACCAAUAAUUCACUCGGAAAUUCUGGGCUGAGGAAACUAUCUGCGGCACUGAUGAGUUCAAGCUGUAGACUGGAAAAACUUGUGCUGUCCAGCAAUGAUCUGACCGAGGAGUGUUGUGCAGACCUCAUCUCCAUUUUAAAGACAAACCCAAUCCUGAAGGAUUUCGACCUGGCAUACAACAAGCUGAGUGAUUCAGGGGUCGCACAGCUUUCAAAUGCUCUGAAAGACUCUGACUGUGAGAUACAAGCUCUCGGGUUGUGGGGCAAUGAACUCACAGAGUGCUGCUGCACCACACUGUCAGAGGCGCUAAAAGUCAAUCAAACACUGAGAAGCUUGGAUCUUGGAGACAAUAAGAUAGGUGACCUGGGUGUGGAACAACUUUGUGAUGCGAUUAGGAACAGUGGCUGUAAAAUUGAAAACCUGAGACUGCAUCACACUGGUUUAACAGAUGCCUGCUGUGAGACGAUUGCCUCCAUGCUCAGAACAAAGCAAAGCCUGAUCGAAAUGGAGCUGGGCUUCAAUAACAUUGGAGAUGUGGGAUUACAGUCACUGUCUGCAGCACUCGUAAACCCCAACUGCAAACUCGAAACUCUUGGACUGUACCGCAAUGGACUCACAGCAGUCUGUUGCCGGGAUCUUGCCGAUGGUCUCAUUGCCAGCUCCACCUUAAUAGAAGUUAACCUGGCCAGCAACAACCUGCAGGAUGAAGGAGUUAAACUGCUUUUUGAGGCACUGAGAAAGCCGACCUACAUGAUACAGGAACUCAGGUUGACAGGUAAUGGUUUGACCACUGCAUGCUAUGAAGAUCUGAUGUGGGUUCUUACAGUGAAUAAGACACUCCAAUUACUGGAUCUGCGUUGCAAUGACCUAGGAGAAUCAGGAGUGAAAGCCCAGGACUUUGCACAAAAGAACUCCAGCUGUGAGAUCUGGCUAUAGAUCAGGAUCAAAUAAAGCCUUUCCCUUCACUACACCUGGAGAAAGUGAUGGGCUGUUCCUUACCACUUCAUAUUUUUAUAUCAAAAUGUACACAUGCCAUAAAAUGCAAAAAAUAUUAGUAUGAGCUCACUUUUGCAAAGCAUUUUAGUAGAUGAAUUAGCAAUAUUAGCAACAUACAGAAAUAUAAAAGACAGCUCAUAACAGUACUGGAAGGACCAAAGAUCAACUAUCUCAGUUGAUAGCCAUCUUGCCUCUGAGUCAGAACAUUGUGUAUUUAA
Messenger RNA from Callorhinchus milii (elephant shark), 3332 nucleotides. Its product is annotated as NACHT, LRR and PYD domains-containing protein 3-like. The transcript is spliced from 11 exons. Gene Ontology annotation, molecular function: protein binding. The record is from RefSeq and is a predicted model, not a curated record. Bases 37 to 3054 code for a protein of 1005 amino acids. Lineage: Eukaryota; Metazoa; Chordata; Chondrichthyes; Chimaeriformes; Callorhinchidae.